AUGGCAGAUAACCCAGACGUCACACAGAAGACGGAGGAGAUAGCGACGAAAGCUCCUACCCCAGAGCCAGUGCCCUCCACCGAGAAAGAAAGUAAUGCGGCGGAGUCGUCUAAGUCGACGUCGACGUCUCCUUCUCCCGAAGAAGGCGCAGAGCCAACUUCUACGUCUGGGUCGUCCCCGACACCGUCUCAACCAGCGUGGCAAGCUAUAUACUCUCCCCAGCACAAUGCCUACUACUUUUAUAAUGCAGAAACCCAGGAAACGACGUGGACAAAUCCUCUAGAGCCAGCAGCCUCCACAUCGCAAGAACCAAGUGAUGUCCCAUCCACGACGCCCUCCGCCUCCACAUCAUCUUAUAAAGCCAGAGAAGCUGCUGCUCUCGCCGCAGGCAUCGAUCCUUCCCUUGCUCACCUUGACCCUUCUCUGGCUUAUGCUGGGAUCCCAGGCGCAUCUACGGCGCCGAAUGGUCAACCCUUGUUCACUGCAAAGUUCAAUGCACGUACGGGAGCGUUCACUGCAAAUAACGCCCGUGACCCAACGCAUUUAUCUGAGUAUGAGCGAGCCAAGAGAAUGAGCGAGUUCUACUUUGAUGUAAACCAGUGGGAGCAAGACCUCGCUACUCGGCAGGAGGAGGACAAGGAUGAAGCGGGGAAGAAGAGGAAGAGACCCACGAAGAAAGACUUGGUAUGUCCUUUCUUCCAGACCCAAGCGAGAGCAGACUCUCAGAGUAUUACAGGAACGGUUCAAGGAGCAGAAACGGUUGAAGAAGAUAGCAAAGACUGCGUGGUUGCGUCAGUAAAUUUGUUUCAUUAA
Pleurotus ostreatus (oyster mushroom) is the source of this 813-nucleotide messenger RNA. RefSeq lists its product as uncharacterized. NCBI's taxonomy places the organism in Eukaryota, Fungi, Basidiomycota, Agaricomycetes, Agaricales, Pleurotaceae. The record is from RefSeq and is a predicted model, not a curated record. Bases 1 to 813 code for a protein of 270 amino acids. The transcript has a single exon. Gene Ontology annotation, molecular function: protein binding.